Nematolebias whitei (Rio pearlfish) is the source of this 1824-nucleotide messenger RNA. RefSeq names its product high-affinity choline transporter 1-like. Lineage: Eukaryota; Metazoa; Chordata; Actinopteri; Cyprinodontiformes; Rivulidae. Gene Ontology annotation, biological process: synaptic transmission, cholinergic; neuromuscular synaptic transmission; choline transport. The record is from RefSeq and is a predicted model, not a curated record. The transcript is spliced from 8 exons. The coding region runs from base 13 to 1785 and encodes 590 amino acids. Gene Ontology annotation, molecular function: choline:sodium symporter activity. Gene Ontology annotation, cellular component: synapse; dendrite; perikaryon.
ACGAAGCGCAGGAUGACGAUCCACGUUGAGGGUCUUGUGGCCAUCGUGCUCUUUUAUGUCUUGAUUCUGUUUGUCGGGAUCUGGGCGGCGUGGAAGAACAAGAACUCCGGAGUUGGUGAUGGUGGGGAGCGGAGCGAGAGUAUCAUGGUCGGGGGCAGGGACAUCGGAUUGUUUGUUGGGGGGUUCACCAUGACAGCCACCUGGGUAGGUGGGGGCUACAUCAACGGCACUGCAGAGUAUGUUUACUUGCCAGACUACGGCCUGGCCUGGGCACAGGCACCCUUUGGUUACGCUCUCAGCCUGGUUGUAGGUGGCUUUUUCUUUGCCAAACCCAUGCGGUCUCGUGGCUACGUCACCAUGCUGGAUCCCUUCCAGCAGCUGUAUGGGAAAAGGAUGGGGGGGCUGCUCUUCAUCCCGGCACUCAUGGGAGAAAUCUUCUGGUCUGCAGCCAUUUUGUCUGCCUUAGGUGCUACACUCAGCGUGAUAGUGGACAUCAACAUCAACAUGUCUGUGGUGAUCUCCGCACUUAUAGCCAUUUUUUACACUCUCGUCGGAGGACUUUAUUCCGUUGCUUACACAGAUGUGGUCCAGCUGUUCUGCAUCUUUGUGGGCUUGUGGAUCAGUGUGCCUUUUGCUCUUUCCAAUCCUGCCGUGUCAGACAUCAGUGUUUCAGCCAAGGAAGCGAUCUAUCAGUCACCCUGGCUGGGUAAGAUCGAGCCUAACGACAAAUGGCUCUGGGCAGACAACUUCUUUUUGCUGAUGUUGGGGGGGAUUCCCUGGCAGGUCUAUUUUCAACGGGUUCUUUCUGCCUCUUCAGCUACCUACGCUCAGGUUCUCUCCUUCCUGGCUGCCUUCGGCUGCUUGGUCAUGGCCGUCCCCUCGGUCCUGAUAGGAGCCAUUGGAGCUUCAACGGACUGGAACCAAACUACGUAUGGUUCUCUCCCUCCAAAGGAUAAGGAUGAGUCAGACAUGAUCCUCCCAAUUGUGCUUCAGCACCUAUGCCCUCCCUACAUCUCCUUCUUCGGUCUGGGAGCAGUGUCGGCUGCUGUCAUGUCGUCAGCAGACUCAUCCAUACUGUCUGCCAGCUCCAUGUUUGCCAGAAACAUUUAUCAGCUCGCUUUCCGGCAGUCGGCCUCAGAUCGUGAGAUUGUUUGGGUGAUGCGCAUCACCAUCUUUGUUUUUGGAGCUCUUGCCACAGCGAUGGCUUUGUUAACUGGAUCGGUGUACGGCCUGUGGUAUCUGAGCUCUGACCUCGUCUACGUAAUCAUUUUCCCUCAGCUUCUCAGCGUGUUGUUCAUCAAAGGCACCAAUACCUAUGGCUCUGUGGCAGGCUAUGUCUUUGGUCUUUUGCUACGCAUUGGUGGAGGAGAACCAUACCUGAAACUCCCCCCGUUUAUCUAUUACCCUGGCUGGGUGACAGCAGAGAAGAUCCACCACCUCACUGGUGACGUAGAGUACUUUGUCCAGCAGAGAUUCCCAUUCAAGACUAUGUCCAUGUUGGCAUCCUUCUUGGCAAAUGUGGCCUUCUCUUAUAUGACAAAGUACAUAUUUGAGAGCGGUAUGCUGUCAUACAAGUACGACUUCCUGGAUGCUGUGGUGUCCAAGCAUAGCAAGGAGAUCAUGGACAAGGCAACACUAGUGAGCAACCACGAUAACAUCAUUCUUUCAGAGAUGGCUCCCGUCAAGCAAGCUCUUGGUGCAUCAAUCGCUGGGACCUUCACCAACACCGAGAUCCUCAGUGAUGACUGCGAAUCAAGUCCAGAGUCUUUUCACAGUGAAAACUAGACAAUAAAGGCACAAAGACAACUCUGAACAAAGAAUGUG